Molecule: messenger RNA, 500 nt
Organism: Hyphopichia burtonii NRRL Y-1933
Lineage: Eukaryota; Fungi; Ascomycota; Pichiomycetes; Serinales; Debaryomycetaceae
Gene: RPB8
Product: DNA-directed RNA polymerase core subunit
Exons: 1
Coding region: 11-433 (140 amino acids)
Biological process (GO): DNA-templated transcription
Cellular component (GO): RNA polymerase I complex; RNA polymerase III complex; RNA polymerase II, core complex
Molecular function (GO): DNA-directed RNA polymerase activity
Source: RefSeq, a predicted model, not a curated record
GUUUGAAGACAUGUUCAAUGUCGAGUCCGCGGACCAGGCCAGAUACACCAAGGUCAGCCGUAUAAUAGGGCAAUCCUCCACCUCACAAGAUAUCAAAAUCACCUUGGAUAUCAAUAGUGAGUUAUUCCCUGUCAAAUCCAACGACUCAUUGACCAUUGUAUUGGCCAGCUCUUUGGGGAACGAAGCAUCCAUGUUAACCUCCAACGGGUCCUGGAGACCUCCUAAAGCCUCGGAUCGUUCUUUGGCCGACGAUUACGAUUACGUGAUGUAUGGAACCGUUUAUAAAUUCGAAGAAAAUUCCGGUGACGAUAAAAUGUCAGUCUAUAUUAGUUUUGGUGGGUUAUUAAUGAGAUUGGAAGGUGGUUACCGUUCGUUGUCCAACUUGAAACAGGACAACGCCUACAUUUUAAUUCGUCAUUAUAAAGAAAAUUGAAAUUUGUACUAUUAGAUAGAUAUAUACAUUGAUUUAUAUAUUGAUUUUAUGUGUAGCUAAAAAAAAC